Molecule: messenger RNA, 1669 nt
Organism: Priapulus caudatus
Lineage: Eukaryota; Metazoa; Priapulida; Priapulimorpha; Priapulimorphida; Priapulidae
Product: sterol O-acyltransferase 1-like
Exons: 16
Coding region: 16-1635 (539 amino acids)
Biological process (GO): cholesterol metabolic process
Cellular component (GO): endoplasmic reticulum membrane
Source: RefSeq, a predicted model, not a curated record
CCAAUCCGCCUCCAGAUGGCGACAAAGUCUGUCUAUGUUCACGGAUCUGUAAAUCUCAGCUGUAAAUCACAUAGGGGCAUACUGAAAAAAAAUGCUACUUGUUUUAUGAGUGAAGUGGCCAAACAACAAAUUAUAAUGACGGCAGUAACGGCCUACUGUCCACGAAAUCCCUGGAGCUGGAGAGAGCCAGGCAAGAAUGGGAUAUCAUUGGAGACAAUCCUCACUAGAGACAUAAGUUGCAAGACCUGCUCCAGCCACAUGAAGGCUUCAGACAUCUUCAGCCAGGUUAACGAACCGGCUCCACAAAACAUCUUCAAAGAGAUGAAGUUGGAAAAGAUACGCGAGAGGACUCAGAAACUGAGGGAGGACGUCCUGGAGCAAGUCAACUCGCAGGUGAACGACAAGUUCGAGGAUUACUUAGCUGAGGUAGAACAUAUCGAGAGCGACGUGUUCCAGAAGAAUGGCGACACCACAACGCACUUCAGCCAGAAAAAAACGCCUGGCGAGCUUCCAGAUAAGGUGUUUGUGACAAGAGAAUCACUCUUGACGGAACUUUUGGAGGUGAGCCACGUGCGAAGCAUUUACCACGUGUUUGUCGCUAUCUUAAUCCUCUUCACGCUCAACACGCUCAUACAGGAUUACCUCGACACAGGCAGGCUGGUUUUGGACUUCAGCCUCAUACUGUGGGCGAUGGGAAAGAUUCCGCAGGUCAUGUUCGUGUGGGCCGUCAUGAUGCUGUCAACGAUGGCCAUCGUGUUCUGCACGCUGCAGUUCUGGGCCGGCUCACGCACGCCGCUGAAGACAUGGCAAGCGAGUGACUACUUCUGGUUGGCUAUAUACAUAGUAUAUAUGUGCCUCUUCCUUUACUUCCCCAUGCGCUGGGUGUUGAUAUAUCAAUUGCCUCCGGCAUCAACAACUAUUAUUGUUGCAGAGCAGACACGCUUAAUAAUGAAAACACAUUCCUUCGUGAGAGAGACUAUUACUCGUGUGGUCAACUUCAAGGCGAAAGAUGACGAAGAAACGGAUCAGCAAUUCCCCGACUUCAGCUGUUACCUGUACUUCCUGUUUGCGCCGACCCUUGUAUACAGGGAUCACUACCCGAGGACCUCGAAGGUUCGGUGGAACCAUGUGGCGACCAACUUCGCUGAGGUUGUGGCGAGUUUGAUCUAUGUUUCCUUCAUCUUCACUCGAUUCUGCAUGCCUGUGUUCCGGAACUUCAAUGCCGAUCACGUGAACAUACAGAACUACAUUCUGGCGUCGUUCGGGUGUGUUCUUCCCGGAACGUUGGUGCUGUUCAUCGCCUUCUUCGCAAUCCUGCACUCUUGGCUGAAUGCCUUUGCUGAAAUGCUACGCUUCGGGGACAGAAUGUUCUACAAGGACUGGUGGAACUCUACCUCGUUCUCUGCUUACUACAGGACAUGGAACGUAGUCGUUCAUGACUGGUUGUACACGUACGUUUACAGGGACGUCUAUCACAUCGUUGGCGAUUCGCAUCGAACACUAGCGAUGAUGUUUGUUUUCGUGCUGUCUGCUGUCUUCCACGAGUACAUCCUCACCAUGGCGAUGGGAUUCUUCUAUCCGGUGCUGUUCUUCAUGUUCGCCGGGGCAGGCUUCAGUUUCACUCUUCCUCACUAAGAAGCGUGUCUCGCCCCGCAUGGAACGUCUUCAU